AUGAAUCGUCAGCCACCAUGUACACGUUCCUCAUCGAGGGGAAACUCAGCCGGCUCGUAUAGUAAAUGGGGGAAAUGGCACUGGGAUACCAGCCCAGUGCCACCGCCACGAACUGAAGAUCAUGAUCUCGCCCUCAUCUUGACCAACAAGCGAAGUCGAACUAAACCCACGCGGUUUCCGGAGCCUGAGAUCUAUGGUGGCGAAAGGAAUGACCCCCUCCACGACCAGGAAACACCUAAGAGCCGAAAAAGGCGGAAUUUGGCGGUAGAGAUCGAGCCACCCAUUCGCAAAAAGGCAGAUUUGGUCUGUGAAGCAGCCACCUUCACAUCAAAUCGAAAGGAUACCAAUGACAACACUGGUAGUUUAGUACCGGCUAUCGAAAGCAUUCCUUCAAAGGGCGAUGACGAGCCAUCAUGUGAAGUAAAGCUUCUCAAGCAUCAGAUUGGUCUCUUAGCCACGCGGCACAGCCACAUGUUAAAAAGUUUGGAAGACCAACUUUUAAUCUUGAAGGAUGAAAACUCAAAGCUUUACGGAUAUUUGGAAUGGUACCGUAAACAGGAAAACGCCAAAGCAAAUUACCCCGUUGGGGAUAUGGACAGCGUUAAAGAAUUGAACGCGGAGCUUGAGCGAAAAGACAGCGAAAUUGGGGAGAAGAUUAAACAGAAUGAGUGUCUCACAGAACAACUGAACUCGAUGGAGGGAUUAAACAGCAUCUUGAAAGACUUCAAAUCUGGCCACAUUAUGUCUACAAGAUUUUCGGAGGAGAUGAUUAAACUUGAAACGAAUACGUGCAGAGCUGCCCGCGUCCUUGUGCAAUGUUUGUCUGGCCCUAAUAUAGCGGGAUUAGGGAUGUCGACCAGAGGAAAGACGAAGCUUGACUCUCUAGUCGAAGGUACAUUUGGUACAAUGGAUCUACUCUCAACGUACCCCAAAUUGGCAAUGUGUGCCCUUAUUUCUCGAUUUCUUCGAGAUCAGGUGUUUCAUGCAGGCUGCUGGGAGGCUCUUGCUCGAGAGGGAUACAUGUUGAGGGGCUAUCAAGAGAUCAUUCAAAAAAGCUUUGCCCAGGGUACCAUUGAAGGCUUUCAUAGAGCUGCCAUUGAGGUGAUGUUGGAACGGAACCACCAGUUUCGCGAUUGCUGGGUUCAAUCCCAAGUGGAAAACGCCCAAUGCAAAUUUCUCAGUCUUUGCAAUUCAUUGCUCGAUGAGAGCAAAGUAAAAGAUGCAGAAAAGGACAUAAAAGAGGCUUUGAACCGUCUUCUGACAGACGCAUUCUAUUUCCGCGCCCGUUGCAUACCCCCUAAUGGCAGUCACUACGAAAUGGUACACUUCGAGCCAGGAGAUGUAUUCGAUUCAAAUUUUAUGGAGGCACGGGGAGUAGAUGGCACCCCUGUUUCCGUUUCUGACGGGAAAAUCCAUCUGAUCAGGCUUUGUGUUCAUGGGUGUCUAGUUACUCAUGCAAUUGAGGUGAAUUCGAUUGGCGCUGGCUCUCUCAACAUGCUCGGCCAAGCCUUUAUCUCCACUAUGGAUGAAGGUAUUAGUACUACAGGAGGGGGAAUUUUGAAAAGUGAAAAAGCCAUUAUAUUAUUAGGUGAUGAUCUCGAGCACAAGCUGUGA
This is a messenger RNA of Penicillium crustosum, 1614 nucleotides long. RefSeq lists its product as uncharacterized. NCBI's taxonomy places the organism in Eukaryota, Fungi, Ascomycota, Eurotiomycetes, Eurotiales, Aspergillaceae. The record is from RefSeq and is a predicted model, not a curated record. The coding region runs from base 1 to 1614 and encodes 537 amino acids. The transcript has 3 exons.